Zalophus californianus (California sea lion) is the source of this 2507-nucleotide messenger RNA. It is a transcript of the gene ZBTB7B, whose product is annotated as zinc finger and BTB domain containing 7B. Gene Ontology annotation, biological process: regulation of transcription by RNA polymerase II; positive regulation of gene expression. The coding region runs from base 618 to 2243 and encodes 541 amino acids. The record is from RefSeq and is a predicted model, not a curated record. Lineage: Eukaryota; Metazoa; Chordata; Mammalia; Carnivora; Otariidae. The transcript is spliced from 3 exons. Gene Ontology annotation, molecular function: RNA polymerase II cis-regulatory region sequence-specific DNA binding; DNA-binding transcription factor activity, RNA polymerase II-specific; protein binding.
CUCCCAGGGGUCCGAGGGGCGCACUGGGGUCUGGAGGGCCUCCCUGUGGCCCCCUAUGGUGCCACAUGCCCUGAGGGGCUGGGGCCUGGGCACCUGUCAGCGUGGGGCGCUGUCUGUCCAGCGUUUCCCCUCCUCCCUCUUCUGGCCACUGCCGCCUCCUGUCCCCUCCCCUCCCUUCUUCCUUCUCCUGGUCCCACCUCCAGCAGCCUCUCCCGAGGCUCCUCCUCACCUCUGUCCUCCUGGACUGUCCCAGCCCCUACCUUGCCUACACUCACCUUUUUCCCCUUUCAGAACUGAGUAAGGACGAGCGGGGGUGGGUACAGCUGGGGCUUCGGGCACCACAGGCAGAGACUUUAGGCCCUCUCCCACGCUGCCAGCCCUCUGGUAACCCCUCCCUCCAAGCUGGGGGGAGGGGGGACAGCACCCAGAGGGUUAAGGCUGCAGGGGGGAGGGGCUGGGCCAGGUCGUGGGCGGCCCCUUUGAAGGAGGGAGCUGGAGCGGGGAACAGCCACCCCACCUCCCCCCCCCCCAGCCCAGCCCUCCCCCACCCCUUCCAACCUGCUCCCCCCAGGGGCCAAGAGGAGUUGCCGGCAAGGCCCCUCAGCGUUCAGGAGAAGAUGGGGAGCCCUGAGGACGACCUCAUCGGGAUCCCAUUCCCAGACCACAGCAGUGAGCUCCUGAGCUGCCUCAAUGAGCAGCGGCAGCUGGGCCACCUCUGCGACCUCACCAUCCGGACGCAGGGCCUCGAAUACCGCACCCACCGGGCGGUGCUGGCCGCCUGCAGCCACUACUUCAAGAAGCUCUUCACGGAGGGCGGCGGCGGGGCGGUGGUGGGGGCGGGGGGCGGCGGUGCAGCGGCGGGGGGCGCCGGCGUGUGUGAGCUGGACUUCGUGGGGCCCGAGGCGCUGGGCGCCCUGCUGGAGUUCGCCUACACGGCCACGCUGACCACCAGCAGCGCCAACAUGCCCGCCGUGCUGCAGGCCGCGCGGCUGCUGGAGAUCCCGUGCGUCAUCGCGGCCUGCAUGGAGAUCCUGCAGGGCAGCGGGCUGGAGGCCCCCAGCCCGGACGAGGACGACUGUGAGCGAGCCCGCCAGUACCUGGAGGCCUUUGCCACGGCCACGGCCACGGCCUCGGCCUCCGGAGUUCCCAACGGAGAAGACAGCCCGCCCCAGGGGCCCCUCCCGCCCCCGCCCCCGCCGCCCGCUCGGCCGGUCGCCCGACGCAGCCGCAAGCCCCGAAAAGCUUUCCUGCAGACCAAGGGGGCCCGGGCGAACCACUUAGUGCCCGAGGCGCCCACGGCGCCCGCCCAUCCCUUGACCUACGAGGAGGAGGAUGUGGCGGGCAGAGUGGGCAGCGGCGCAGGCAGCGGGCUGGGGGAGAGCUACAGCCCUCCGGCGGGGACUGCUUCACCCCCCGAGGGGCCCCUGACCUACGAGCCGUACGAGGGUGAGGAAGAAGAAGAGGAGCUGGUGUACCCUUCUGCCUACGGGAUGGCGCAGGGAGGUGGGCCCCCACUAUCCCCAGAGGAGCUGGGCUCAGACGAGGACGCCAUCGAUCCCGACCUGAUGGCCUACCUGAGUUCGCUGCACCAGGAUGCUCUGGCACCAGGCCUGGACGGCCAGGACAAGCUGGUGCGCAAGCGCCGCUCCCAGAUGCCCCAGGAGUGCCCGGUCUGCCACAAGAUCAUCCACGGGGCAGGCAAACUGCCACGCCACAUGAGGACCCACACGGGUGAGAAGCCCUUCGCCUGUGAAGUCUGCGGAGUCCGCUUCACCCGGAACGACAAGCUGAAGAUCCACAUGCGGAAGCACACGGGAGAGCGCCCCUACUCGUGCCCGCACUGCCCAGCCCGCUUCCUGCACAGCUACGACCUCAAGAACCACAUGCACCUGCACACGGGGGACCGGCCCUAUGAGUGCCACCUGUGCCACAAGGCUUUCGCCAAGGAGGACCACCUGCAGCGCCACCUCAAGGGCCAGAACUGCCUGGAGGUGCGCACCCGGCGGCGCCGCAAGGACGAUGCACCGCCCCACUACCCGCCGCCCUCUGCCGCCACCCCGUCCCCUGCUGGCCUCGACCUCUCCAAUGGCCACUUGGACACCUUCCGCCUCUCUCUGGCUCGAUUCUGGGAGCAGUCAGCCCCUACUGGGCCCCCGGCGUCCACCCUGGGGCCCCCUGAUGACGAUGAGGAGGAGGGGGCGCCCAGGACGCCGCAGGCUGAGGGUGCCAUGGAGUCCUCUUAAAGAGGCCGAGGGGCCGGGCUGGAGCGGCGCGAGGCCGGGCGCCCACGCCAAGCGGUGGGAGCCCGCGGGACAGGCAGAGCUGGGGUCAGGGCGCUGGGCCUCCCUGGCUUCAGCAGUCCGCCCCCCUCCCCCCAGAGCCCUCGUUCCAGUUCCAAGCUGAGAAGGUUUGGGGGUCGAGGCUCCCCAGAUUGGGGUGAUCUCCCAAGGAGUGAUACAUGAUAGUAUGUCUCUAUUUACAGCUCUGUUUGUUGUAAAGGUGGGGUC